AUGGCCUCGCCUACCCCCCCAGCAAACGGUACUCCCACCGGACGCUUGUCUCCCGACAGCAGGGCCGAAUCUCCCUUUGUUGAGCGCAGUAACCCCAUGGGCUCUGGCAACGCUCAAACCGUCAGCUCAAAGGACCCCAAGGCCGUCGCCCAGGCUGCCACCGAUAUGAAGAACGUCGUUCGCCGCAAGCUGACCGGCUACGUUGGUUUCGCCAACUUGCCCAACCAAUGGCACCGUAAGAGUGUCCGUAAAGGAUUCAACUUUAACGUGAUGGUUGUCGGUGAAUCUGGUCUCGGAAAGUCGACUCUCGUCAACACAUUGUUCAACACCUCUCUCUACCCCCCGAAGGAGCGCGCUGCCCCUAGCCACGACAUCAUCCCCAAGACUGUGGCCAUCCAGUCCAUCAGCGCCGAUAUCGAGGAGAACGGUGUCCGUCUUCGUCUCACCGUCGUCGACACCCCUGGAUUUGGUGACUUUGUGAACAACGAUGACUCGUGGCGCCCGAUUGUCGAGAACAUUGAGCAGAGAUACGACGCCUACCUCGAGGCCGAGAACAAGGUCAACCGCACCAACAUCAUUGACAACCGUAUCCACUCUUGCGUCUACUUCAUCCAGCCUACGGGCCACUCCCUGAAGCCUCUGGACAUUGAGGUCAUGCGCCGGUUGCACACCAAGGUCAACCUGAUUCCCGUCAUUGCCAAGGCCGAUACUCUUACGGACGAGGAGAUUGCUUUGUUCAAGCAGAGAAUCCUCGCCGAUAUCCAGCACCACUCGAUCCAGAUCUUCGAGGGCCCCCGCUACGAGCUCGACGACGAAGAGACCAUCGCUGAGAACCAGGAGAUCAUGUCUAAGGUCCCCUUUGCCGUUGUUGGUGCCAACUCGGAAGUCACAACCGCCGACGGUCGUCAGGUCCGUGGCCGUAGCUACCCCUGGGGUACCAUUGAGGUCGACAACGAGGAGCAUUGCGACUUUGUCAAGCUGCGCCAGAUGUUGAUCCGUACCCACAUGGAAGAGCUCAAGGAGCACACUAACAACAGCCUCUAUGAGAACUACCGCUCUGAGAAGUUGACCCAGAUGGGUGUUGCCCAGGACCCAAGCGUCUUCAAAGAGGUCAACCCUGCCGUCAAGCAGGAGGAGGAGCGGGCUCUCCACGAGCAGAAGCUUGCCAAGAUGGAAGCCGAAAUGAAGAUGGUCUUCCAGCAGAAGGUGGCAGAAAAGGAAAGUAAGCUGAAACAGAGCGAAGACGAACUGUACGCCCGACAUCGCGAGAUGAAGGAUCAAUUGGAUCGUCAACGCGUCGAACUAGACGAAAAGAAGGGUCGUCUGGAAAGCGGACGGCCGAUCGAGGAGAAGGGAAAGAGAAAGGGGUUCUCACUCCGUUAA
Molecule: messenger RNA, 1383 nt
Organism: Aspergillus chevalieri
Lineage: Eukaryota; Fungi; Ascomycota; Eurotiomycetes; Eurotiales; Aspergillaceae
Gene: aspB
Product: septin AspB
Exons: 4
Coding region: 1-1383 (460 amino acids)
Biological process (GO): cytoskeleton-dependent cytokinesis
Cellular component (GO): septin complex; cytosol; cell division site
Molecular function (GO): GTP binding; GTPase activity; molecular adaptor activity
Source: RefSeq, a predicted model, not a curated record